Schistocerca cancellata (South American locust) is the source of this 1917-nucleotide messenger RNA. RefSeq lists its product as uncharacterized. Bases 546 to 1187 code for a protein of 213 amino acids. The record is from RefSeq and is a predicted model, not a curated record. The transcript has 3 exons. NCBI's taxonomy places the organism in Eukaryota, Metazoa, Arthropoda, Insecta, Orthoptera, Acrididae.
AUAACCUUGCAUUCGUGAUGUCGACGUUAUUUCAGGCCGGCCAAUACUUCGUAUGUUAUGUUUUCUGACCAGUCUUUCUAGCUUAUUACAGAGAUGUUCAAGUGGAUCAAGGUCUGUUCUCUGAGCUGGAAGGUCUGUACAACAACCAUAGACGAAAAAUUCGAGCUGUAUGCUUAGUGCCAGUGUCUUGUUGAAAGUAGUAAGCGCGGCUAAGUCCAAGCUAACAACACUUUUUUGUAGAUUUGCUGGGAUAUUUAAAUAUUGAUAUCAAUUUAUGUGACCUUAAGCAAAAACAAGUUGGCCAACUCAUCAGAUGUAGCCAUAACAUAUCCCUCCGUCAUCGUGUGUUACUGUGGAUUGGAUGUGUUUGGGUUACAGCUCAGUACUUGGUUGUCUCCACACCAAAGUCUGCAUCAUUUACCAAUAAAUGAUGGCAGACUUUUGGUGGGAAGACGACCAUAUACUGAGCUGGAUCCCACACACAAUCAACACACAGUAAAGAGUGGUGGAGGAGGAUCCCAUACACAAUCAACACACAGCAAAGAAUGGUGGGUGAGGAAUUACGGUAUGGGGAUGUAUGGCUGCAUCUGGUGGUGGACAACUUGUUUUUGUUGAAGCAAAGCGAUCCACUAAUUGUGGGGUGCCACAGCUGCAUCAUAUUAUGGGAGAACACAGUUGAAGAGGUUGAUAUAGAUGUGACAAGUUUGGAUGGGUGUGAAGAUGAGGGAACAAGUAAUGACGUUGUCUUACAAACAGAAUAUCCUGCAUCAGAUGAAGUACAAGUAGGGGAUGUAGAAGAACCUCCAAGAAAGAAGAAUAAGUGUAGAAAAGGAGAUGCAUAUGAUGAAGCUGCUGCUGAUCUGAACAUGAUCAUAAAUAUAAUUGACACCAUCAGAAACAAAAAACAAGCUACAAACAACAAACAAGAAAAAAAGUCACCACGUGACAUAUUUUCUGAUUAUGUGGCAUUUAAAUUGAAAACCUACAAUAACCAUGUACAGAACAUAGUGCAGUUUAAAAUUCAUGAAGUGUUCUUCCAGGCAGAUAUGGGCAAUUUUGACAGCCCCUCUACCACAACAAACCAGCAAACUGAAAUUAUUCAGGCCUCUCCAUCUUCUUCCGCCAUAACUAUUGACACAAACGAUACAAAACAUUCCGAUACUGUGGUACACACACUUUUGCUAUAGUUUUUAUUUCCAACUAUAGACAUUUUCAUAUACUUAAUAUUUAAUUUAUUUAAGAGAAGACAGAAAAAUAAAUGUCUUUGAGAGUAAACAGGUAAUAUUGAUUAAUACGAAAUUAAAAUAUGUUAAAGAUCUGAUCGUUAUCAUGACAUAUUUUUCAAGUGUUUGUAAUUAUGUCACAUUUUUGCUAUCAUUUUAUGAGACUUCAUUAUACUAAUGAAAUGAAUAAAAAUCAUUCCCUCCGUUGUGCUACCACCCAUCUAACAAACUGUGAUAUCAAAUACCCUGUAAGACGAUGUGCCUCCACAACUCGGUGCAUCUGGCUGUUUUGCAGAAGACCUGGGACUGAUCACCAGUACUGCCAAGGAUAUUUCCUUGGUGGGAGGACAGGAACAAAAUGCACUAAGCUUUGUGAUGCCAGUUGAGGAGUUACUUGAUUGAUAAGUAAUGAUUCCAAAGUCAAGAAAUCCAGCAGCAGCUGGGAGAGCAGUGUGCUGACCCCAUGACCCUCCAUACUACAUCCAAAUGACACCACUGGCAGAGAAUGACAUGGCAGUUAGUAGCCCCUGAUUGGGUUGUCUGAGCCAGAACCUGGAUCUUUGAUUUGCUAUAACAGAGGUCUUAUAAAUUUUUAGAUUACAUCCGUAAUUUUUAUUGAUAUUAUUUCUUAUAUUUACCUUAAUGAAAGCUUCAUUUAUGGCACUGCAAACAGCAGGAAUUAUCUUAGAUGUAG